CAUCCGAAUGCAGAGAUGCCGCAGUGGCUGGCGGCGGGCGCGCAAGCGGCGGAAUAGCAGCAGCAGCAGCCUCACCAUCAGCAGCCUCACCGGCAGAAGGAGGACAGCAAGAGCAGGCAAGGCAAGGCGGUGGCUCCUGCCUCUGCUGCCUUCUGCUCCUGCCUCCAGGAUCUCGGGGCUCUCCCCGCGCAGCCACGCCGUGCACCGACACGUGCGGCCCCCGCCCGAAGCUUUUGGCAUCUUAACUACACUCUGAUAUUGUUUGACCAUAUGUGUUUGGGUUUUCAUUAAGACAUGUGACCAUCAGGAGGAGGGUGUUUCUGCACUGAGUAAACAAAAGAACCGUUUUAGUGAGGAUUGCCAGCUGCUCGGAAUAUUCUUCUCAUCUAUUCCGUUUGUGGAUCUGUAAUACAUGCCCUGUAGCCCAUAAUGGGAGCCUCUAUGGAGCUUGUCUUCUUUUCAUCAGCUGUCAUCUUUUGUACAGUAUGGUGGCCAGCAGAGAGCACUGUGAGGAAUUAUGGACCAGUAUUUGAAGAACAACCACGCAACACCCUGUUUCCAGAAGGAUCAUCAGAGGAACAAAUAUUGUUGACAUGUCAAGCACGAGCCAGCCCUCCUGCAACCUACAGAUGGAAGCUGAAUGGCACAGAGAUCAAAAUCGAGACAAAUUCCCGUUACAGGUUGAAUGGGGGCAACCUAGUGAUAAGCAACCCAGUGAAACUCAAAGAUGCUGGAUUCUACCAGUGUGUGGCAUCCAACUCUGUGGGCACAGUAGUCAGCAGAGAAGCUUAUGUUCGCUUUGGCUUUUUGCAGGAAUUCUCUACAGAAGAACGAGAUCCAGUGAGGGGUACCGAAGGCUGGGGAGUGAUGUUUACUUGCAGUCCACCACCACAUUUUCCUGGUAUUGAAUACCGCUGGUUUGUGAAUGACUUCCCCAAUUUCAUCUCAACAGACAGAAGACGCUUCAUCUCACAGGCAACAGGAAACCUUUACAUUGCUAAAACAGAGGCCUCUGACCUUGGCAACUACUCCUGCUUUGCCACUGGCCACAUUGACUCUUUUAAAAAGAGUGUUUUUAGCACAUCUUCUCAGCUCAGCCUUGUCAGAGAAGAUUCUAGACCAUAUGCCCCAACCAUUAAAGCCAAGUUUCCCUCUGACACUUUUGCUCUGGCUGGGCAAUUGGUCUCUUUGGAGUGUUUUGCCUUUGGGAACCCUGUCCCUCAAAUAAGAUGGAGGAAGUUGGAUGGUGGUCAAUCUUCCAGGUGGAUUACAACAGAACCUCUCCUGGAGUUUAAAGAGGUCAGCUUUGAGGAUGAAGGCACUUAUGAGUGUGAGGCUGAGAACAUCCAAGGAAAAGACACCUAUCGAGGUCGCAUCAUAAUUCAAGCUCAACCGGAAUGGCUGAAGGUCAUUUCGGACAAAGAAGCUGACAUUGGAGCAGACCUCCACUGGAGUUGUGCUGCAGCUGGGAAGCCCAGGCCUACCAUAAGAUGGCUACGGAAUGGACGGCCAUUGACUUCACAGAAUCGGAUUGAAGUGAAUGGUGGAGAUUUGAGGAUUUUCAAGUUAACAAUGGAUGACUCUGGAAUGUAUCAGUGUGUAGGAGAGAAUAAACAUGGCAGCACUUAUGCAAGUGCUGAAUUGUAUGUACAAGCCUUUGCUCCUGAUUUUCGGUUAAACCCUGUGAGGCGACUGAUACCAGCAGCUCGAGGUGGAGAAAUUAUAAUCCAUUGCCAACCAAAAGCUGCCCCAAAGGCUAAUAUAAUCUGGACCAAAGGAACCGAGCUUCUAAAUAAUGGUUCCAGAAUCACUAUUACUCCAAGUGGCACUUUGAUCAUCCGGAACAUUAGCAAGUCAGAUGAGGGGAAGUACACCUGCUUUGCUGAGAAUUUCAUGGGCAAAGCAAACAGCACAGGAACCUUGUCAGUUCGAGAUGCCACUAAAAUCACUCUUGCACCAUCCAGUGCUGAUAUUAAUGUUGGUGAGAACAUUACUUUGAAGUGCCAUGCUUCUCAUGACCCAACAAUGGAUCUCACAUUUACUUGGUGUCUGGAUGACUUACUCAUUGACAUUAGCAAGUCUGAAGGCCACUACAAGCGAGCUAGUACAAAAGAAAAUAUUGGAGACCUUAUGGUCUUGAAUGCUCAGUUGAAACAUGCUGGCCGAUAUACUUGCACAGCCCAGACUGUGGUGGACAGUGCUUCUGAAUCAGCCACCCUAGUUGUAAGAGGGCCACCAGGGCCUCCUGGGGGACUGGUAGUCACAGACAUCAAGGACACCACAGUGCAACUGAGCUGGAGUCGAGGCUUUGAUAACCACAGUCCGAUAGCCAAAUAUGUCAUCCAGGUCCGCACACCUAUCUUCUCCCAUUGGAAGCAAGCGCGCACCAAUCCUGCAAAUAUUGAAGGUAAUUCAGAGACAGCCCAAGUAGGCAAUCUUAUUCCAUGGAUGGAUUAUGAAUUUCGGGUCCUGGCCAGCAACAUCCUUGGUGUUGGAGAGCCUAGCAUGCCAUCUGCAAAAAUCCGCACCAAAGAAGCUGCUCCCACCGUUGCACCAUCUGGGCUCAAUGGGGGAGGAGGAGCACCUGGAGAACUGAUCAUCAAUUGGACGCCAAUGCAACGGGAGUACCAAAAUGGAGAUGGCUUUGGAUAUAACCUUACUUUCCGAAAAGAAGGCACUCAGGUCUGGAAAACUGCAACUGUGCUAGGUGCAGAAUCACUACAUUAUGUGUAUCGCAAUGAGAGCAUUGCACCUUAUACACCAUUUGAAGUGAAGAUCAAGGCCUUCAACAAGAAGGGAGAAGGACCUGAAAGCCUGGUGUCUAUUGUACACUCUGCAGAAGAAGAACCAAGAGUCGCUCCCUCCAACAUUACAGUAAAUAGUGUUAUGGCUACAGAAAUGGAUAUCACUUGGAAUUCUGUGGAAGACCAUGAUAUGAACGGAGUCCUCCUGGGAUAUGAGAUCCGAUACUGGAAGCAUGGUGACAAAGAAGAGGCCGCUGACAGAGUGAGGACAGCAGGCCUUGUCAGCUCAGCACAUGUGACAGAUCUUCACCCUAACACGAAGUAUCACGUGGCGGUCAGAGCUUACAACCGAGCAGGGACUGGGCCAGCCAGCAAUCCCACAAGUUUCACAACAACAAAGCCCCCACCAAGAAGGCCACCUGACAACAUCUCCUGGAAGUUUUCCAGCUCCAGUGUGAGCAUCAAGUGGGAUCCUGUGGUUGCCAAGGCAGAUGAGUCUGCUGUUACUGGCUAUAAGAUGCUGUACCAGCCUGACUUGCAUUCAGCUCCUAUCCUGUACAAAAUCAGCAAUAAUUGGAUUGAGAUCCCAGUCCCAGAAGACUCAACUCAUGCUGUGGUGCAAAUCAGAACAACAGGUCCUGGCGGAGAUGGAGUUCCAGCAGAGGUGCGCAUCCUGAGAAACAGUGGCACAAGCAUGAUGGUGAAAAAUUCUGCAGCCCAUCCAAUAACACAGACAGCAGUUGCCCUGACUCACUCACUAAUAAUGUUUGCCCUAAUUGGCUCACUGGAGCUCUGAUGGCAGCCACCAAGAUGGAAGGCUACUGGAGGGCUACUCAUCUAGCUGGAGUGAGUCAAGCGUUGACCAUUAGGACUACACAUUUCUACUAUAAAUCUCUACCACAACUGAUGCACUGCACAGAGUGGCUGAUAAAAAAAGAACUCAAAAGGAAAAUAAUAUGUUUUCUUUGUUUUUGUUUUUUUAGAAAAUAAGAACAUUUCAUACAGUAUUUGAGUCUUUAGCCAAUCAAAGAUUUUUUUAAACUGAAUAAACAAAAGGGUGAAUUCCAUAAGAAAUGUGGAAACAGGAUUCUCAUAUUACUGUAUUCAGUAGAUUCUUCUGCCUUACAAAGCCAUGUGCAAAUGUAAUCAAGACUUCAAGAACUUGAUCUUUAUUUUUCCUUUUUUUAAAUAAACCAAACCAGACUAAAUACAGUAUCUUGUAGAGGAAGGUUUUCAGAGUGAUGACCAUGUUCUAUAUCAUUCCAGCUACAGCCAGUUACUGAAACAGAGACUUUGGUUUUCAGAGUACAAGGGAACCUACGGAGUGGCAGUUUUAACCAAAUCAUCUCCUUUCAAGGCAAGUGAUUGAAGCUCACAAAGCCCAUGGAGACUGGCAGUCCUCUCCCAGCCCCAAACAGCAGAAGAAAAUGGAACAUUGUGAAAUGGGUUGGCAAAAGGGUGAAACCAAUGGCUCAUUGGAGAAUACAAAAAAAAUUUCAGUUGCCUUAUAAUAUAACUACUGCUACCUGUACAUAUUGCUUAUAAUUUUAUUUCUGUGCUGUUCCAAUAGACACAAAACUAAUUUUUCCUCUCCACAGCCCCCCCCCCCCCCCCGAAAAAAUCAACAACUCUUAACUUGGUUCAUUCCCUUCAGGUUUUCUUCCCCACCCACCCUUCGAGUUUUGAAGGGACAAGCAACAGGGAUCCUGUUAGCAUCGCAACAUAGGAAAAACUAGCAGGUAUCUUUUGGAGUUUGUUAUGGAAAGGGGAAUUCAAUUCACCACUCCCCCCAUGCAAUGAUCCUAGGCUUGUGCAUUUCUGCUAAACCUCAAUCUGUUUCUGCUGGCCGGAUACUGGUAGACCCCCAUAUUUGUUUUCACACAACUCCCAAAAACGGGUGGGUAGCCGUUUUUGGCCCAUAGCUGAAAACUCUGGCUAGAUCUGGCUCAUUGGCAUCAGUGGGGAACUGACGAGGCUCCCCUUUCCAUUCCUGGGACCCUUUCCUUUUUUCCUUCAAGGGAGACUUGGUGUCAACAAUGGGGUUAAGAAGCACCCUAUCCGGCCCAUUGUGUGUGUGUGUGGGGGGGGGGACUUCCCACAGGUCCCCUUCCAUAUCCUUCAUUAAGACUUGGAUUAAAAGCAUUAGAGUUACUCUUUCUGUGAUCCUUUUCCUUCUGUCUCUAGAGGAGACCGGAUUUAAUGCUUUGUUAAAGCUGUUUCUUUCUACUCUAGAGGAGACAGGUUGCAUGCAUGUGCACUCUCUCCCCGGACACAGCUUUCCAAGGCAUUUAAGUAGGCUUUCCACUUCCCAGGGAAGAAAGAGCUAUCUCCCUGGGCUUCCUUUUAAAAACCCUCCUUUUUCUCUACUGCAGGUCUUGUAUUGAGUGGGCAUGCUUCAAUCUCUGGGUUUAAUGCAUCCUUAAGGCUGUUUCUACUUUCUACUCUAGAGGAUAGGAAACUAGGUGGUAGUAGUUUUCAGAGAAUGAGGGUUUCCUUUUUGUUUGCUAGGAAUAGUAAUAAUAAUUAUUAUGUUUUAGAAGUAUUUGAAGAAGAGGAAGUGAAGGAGAAAAAAAGUUAAAAGGGUGAUUCCCCGAAGCCCCCAAAUGCCACCCCACUCACCGUCCCUGCACAUCCCCAAGUCCCAGUCAGUCCCACUAAAUAAAAAGAAUCAAGAAAAUAAAGAAAAAUAAAAGAUUAAACUGUGGUGCCGAAUAGAGGAGGAAGAGAUAGGCUGCCAUGUGGUACUGUUUUGGAUGGGAAUCCAUGAUGGCUGGCCUCUUGCCAUUACGGGCAAUAAAAAACCACCGAAGAAGCCGGAUUGGCUGAAGGAAAUGGCUAAAAAUCUAUCCAGGCUGAAUCCUAGUAAUCCCUACUAUAUUGAAACCUCUUGUUUGUGCAAACCUGAUAGAUACAACCAUUUAGUGGAUAAUGGAAAGCAGAGGAUAGGAGAGAAACAUUUGAUUAUGUCCUAUAGGCAGAUACACAGCAACAUUAUCUGGAGUCAUCAGAGAACCACAGGCAGAUCCUGGAGGAUGCCUUUGUUCUUGUGCACCCAGUUUUAUCUGGGUGGCCCUGUAUGCAGUAAAAGAGCUCUACACAAAAAGAGAGUGGUAAUGAACUGGAGAACUUUACUUUCCCAUCUCAUGUAGAUUCUCACAUCUGAACAUAGUAGACUCCAAAAAGUUACUGAAGAAACCCCAGUGGAUCUACCCGAUAGACAUGCGGUUAUCAUCUACCCAGGUUUCAGGGAUAUGAUGGGGAUCUGAGAGUAUGAAUAUAAAAGAGUGUUUCCUAUUUUCCUGUGCUUGGUAUGAAAUAGUGCUUUGACAUGUUAUGAGAAUAUUUAUGUGAUUGUCAAAUAUUUGGACUUUGUGAAAAAUUCAUAUGUACAAAAACAUUGCAAUUAGGCUAAAUAUAUUUUGCACAAAAACAUAUUCGUUGAUAAGUUGACAUGUAACUUGAAGGUGCACAUACACACAAAUCCCUGCAAAAAAACAAUGGCUGGUAUUGUGUUGGGAAUUUAUACAAACCAAGUUGGUAUUGCACAGUUUAGAAGUGAUUACAACAGUAAGAUACUUUGAAUGGCAAGAUGCCCUUAUGAAAUGGCAAUGAAAGAGAGGGAAGAAAUGCUCUCCACAAAUAAAUCCUAAAAGGCACUAGUAGUCUAGAACACAGAGCAAUGGAAAGGCAUGGAUGCCUUGCACCCAGCCAGAAAUAUAUCCCCACCUUUCAUGAUUCCAAAGUGUGGCACAAUAGGACAUCUUUCAUAAUGCCCAAAUAUACAUCACUGCAAUAUUCUAAUAAGGUUGUUUGCUAUAUCCACUAUAUUAUCCACUUUAUUACAUCAUAAAGUUUUACAUCCAUGAUGCAGCACUUCUGCAAACACUUUGUACAAAAUGUUAUAUAAAACAGUGCUUUUAUACAAAUUAAUGCUUUGCGCAAAAUGUCCUGAACUGCCAAGAAAAUAGCUACAUGUUCACAAAUUCUUCUAAUCUUGUUUAAUGGUGAGGAAGCUUCUGGAUUAUUUUGAUCUCAUAUGUCAGAAUUAAAUAAGAGACUAUUUACAUCCCUAUCUGAGAAGGAGUUUUAUCCACUGUUGAAAUGCCAUUCCAUCUGGUUGAGAACCACUUCUAUAGAUCAUUCUCAAAAUUAGGUUUCAGCUCCAUUGAACACCUGAAUAAAGUGUAAGAAUGCUGGCUGACAGAUUUACACUACUCCCUACACUCGCUCAAGUCCCCACUUUAAUUGUUAAUGUUUAUUGCAGAAUGAUAUGUCUAUAUGCUUGAUCUUCAUCAGUAUGUUUUACAUCCACAUAAUGACAGAAUAAGGAAGGGAUAGUCUCAGCUUCCAGUACCUUUACCCCUACCUCUGCCCCUUAUAAUACUAGUCUGGGCAUCCUAUUAUGAAAUAGAAAGAUUAUGGUUAUUGCCUGCAAAAUAUUAAAAUCCAGCCAUGCUAGAUCAGAAAAGUUUUAAAUAUUCCAGUAUUCUAUUCCCUGGUAACUAAGUCCAUAAACUGGAAAUUAUCAUCUAAUACUCAAUUAGAAUAGGGACUUUACUGGGAAUAUAGACUAGUGCAGGAGAAAAGUCCUGAGAACUUCAGCCCAGUUGCUAGAAAGGGAAUUCAGAAAUCAAUACUUAGGACUUCUCUGAUAGAACUAACAAUUGGAUUUCAGUCAAAGACAAUGGCACUCUCCCACUUCCAAACUGGUACUGAGAAACAUCCUGAUUCCUUCUAAUACUUGAUUUAUUACAUAGCCAUCAUAAUUGGUGCUCUUUUUUCAUAGUUUUCAUAACUACUAGAUGUUGAUUGGAUUGCUGGGAAGCCUAACAGAUAGAUGAGCUGAUGACCUAGAGUGCCUGUUGUAUAAGCAGUUAAACAACCAUUGGAUCCAACAUAACUAGGUUGAUGGAUAAUUGUGUGUGUGUGCCUUCAAGUCAUCUGCUGAUUUCUGGAGACCCUGUGGAUUUCAUAGGGUUUUCGUAGGCAAGGAAUACUCAUACUCAAUGGUGUUUUGGUCAGAUCCUUCUUUUGAAAUGUAGCCCAUACCACCUGACACCAUUGCCUUCUAUUCAGAUAAACAUGGUCUGACCCUGCUGAGCUUCUGGUGCAUUAAGGUUAUUUAGGCAGAUAGUUAAUUAACUACACCAGGGGUCCCCAAACUAAGGCCCGGGGGCCGGAUGCGGCCCUCCAAGGUCAUUUAUCUGGCCCCUGCCCUCAGUUUUAUAAUAUAUUUUAUAUCAUUUUAAAUAAUAUAAUAUAUUGUAUAUACAUAUAAUAUUGAUAAAAAUAUUACAAUGUUAUACAAUAUAAUAUUAAUAAUACCAUGUAAUAAUAUUAAUUAUAUGAUAUAUAUUACAUAUAAUAUUACAGUAUAGUGGUAUAGUUCAAUAUAGUAAUAUAUAAUGCUAAUAUUGUGCUGUGCUAAUAAUACAAUAUAUUGUAUGUACAUUCAGCUGCUCUGAGUCCCCUUUGGGGUGAGAAGGGCGGGAUAUAAAUGUAAUAAAUAAAUGUAGUAAAUGAAUAAAUAAAUAAUUUUAGACUUAGGCUCGCCCAAAGUCUGAAAUGACUUGAAGGCACACAACAACAACAACAAUCCUAAUUAACCUGACUAUCUCAUUGGCCAGAAGCAGGCCCACGCUUCCCAUUGAAAUCCUGAUAGGUUUAUGUUGGUUACAAUUGUUUUCAUUUUUAAAUAUUGUAUUGUUCUUUCAUUGUUGUUGUUGUUUUGCACUACAAAUAAGACAUGUGCAGUGUGCAUAGGAAUUUGUUUGUAUUUUUCCCCAAAUGAUAAUUUGGCCCCUCCACAGUCUGAAGGAUUGUGGACCGGCCCUCUGCUUUAAAAGUUUGAGGACCCCUGAACUACACUAUUGUAAAAGUACAUAAGAGCCAGUGUGACUCAGUGUUUUGCACACUGGACUACAGUUUUAAUUCCUAUGCGGCCAUGGAAACCUAUUUUCUUAGUCUUAGAAGAAGGCAAAUCCUCCCUGAACAAAACUUGCAAACUCUCUCCGAUAGAUUCACCUUAGGGUUGUCAUAAAUCAGAAACAGCUUGAAGGCACACAACUAGCCAACAGUGAAAGGCAUAGGCUGUUGUCCAGUAAGAGCAUUAGUGAUAUCUUCAAUUGUAAUAUAUAAUUUGCCUUUAAGUGUCCUGUACUUUCUGGUUAUUAAAAGCUAGGCCUUCAGUAUUAUACUAUGGCUCCUUUCAGACAAAAAGGUCUUGCCCAGAAUAGACUUUAAAUGAAAAUGGAGUAGGGUGUGGUAAUAUUAGUUGUAUAUAAGCCUCAUAACAUACUGGAUUAGAAUCUUAAGGGGAUCUUGCCUUAAAGGAUUGGAUUGUUUUCUAGCAUCUUACGUGCCUGUGACUUCUGGUUUCAUCAGUUGCUGUUAUAUGUUUGUGUGGCAGACAGGUUAGCCAGUACUAUGUGAACGAGAGAACAUCUUAAGCAUACUGUAAUGUCAUUCAUACUAUAAUGCCAGUUUAUGGCUUUGGUGUCAUGGAAAAAUUAACUUCAGGAGAAAAAGAAGUUUAUGUGGUUGUUGCUUUUUAAAAACCGGAGUUAGUUCUAUAUAUCAGUACCAAAUGUUGAUAUUUCGUCAAGACAAAGUUUCUGUGCCAUUGUUGUUGUUCCAUCACCAUCCCCACCACCACCACCAUCAUUUUUUCCUUAGAACUGGAACAUAUGAUGGCUAAUAAAUCAAAAUGAUUAUAAUAGUUAAAAACAUACAGAAGAUUAACAUUAAAUAGAAUUAAACUGUUAGCACCGUUAAAGCACUAUUAAAACAAUUUAACACAUACACUUAAAAAGAUAAAAGGCUGUUUAAAAACUGUACAAUUUAAAGUGUUAACUUUCUUUCCUACAAGCCUUUUCUUUAAAAAUGUCAUUUUAAAGGCUUUUGGAAUUAGUCUUCACCUGCUGAUGAAAAACAGUGAGGAGUGGGCCUCCUUAGAAUGGGGGCACCAGAGCUUAGAGAUAGGUGUUGAGAAGGCCCUCUUUCCUGACCUCACCAUCCAUAACUGGGACGGUGGUGGGAUUGUAUCGUAAGAUAUACAAUUGGCCAUCCAUUUUUGCAGAAAUUAAAGCUGCAGAACCCCAAUAAAAAUUGGAAAAAAUGGGCUCCAUAUACCAUAUUAACACACACCCAUCCCAUCCCCUUCCCCUCUAUCCCUUGUGCAAAUGAAUUGGUGAACAAACACACAUGCUCAUCCCAUCCCUUCUCCCUCCUGUCCAUACGUGUGAACAGGAGAAUGAAAAGGUGACCAGCCCUGCUAGUUUGAUUUUCCUCCUAUCAAAACCCACUAAGUCCCAUGUUAAAAAUGAUAUAUGGCAGCAACAGAGGCAAAAACAAACACCAUAAUCUGGGAGUAAUCAACUCUGUGAUUGCUGAAGUUCUAAUGUGAAGUACUGAGUAUAAUAUUUAUGCAUUGUAUAGUAAGUUCUAAAUUAUGCAUAGCCUUUGAAAACUGUAGUUUUGAAGAUUUUCUCACACCAAGAAGAAAAAAAUCUGAAAUUAUUUGUUAUUAUCUUCAUGAAAAAAACUUAAUGAAGAAUUAUAUCCAUAGCCCAGACUAAGCUUGAUAGGGUUUUAAGGGUCAUAAUAAUCACUUUGAAUUUUGCCUAGAAAUAGAUUGGGUGCUAAUUGAAAGUACACUUGUAAAAUUCCAUACAUCUAGGAAUAUGUAGUAAAUAUAAACAAGGGAAUGCUUUGUACAUUGAAUUCCAUCUAAUUCAUUCACAUUUCCACUUAAAAUGGGACAAAGAAAAACAAGGAUUUCCAUUUUUAGAGUCAAGAAAGGUAUCUCUAAAUUUUCCCAAGAAGGUUAGUCUUGUGGCACUCUUAUGUUCUACCACACAUCCAUGGGAUGUUCUGAUUGUAAUGUCUAUCUAAUAGCAGAAACUGCUGUUAGGGCUGAAUGCUUUUGUUUCUAGCCCUUCCUUCUGUUCUAGCUGCCUUCAGCCUACAUGAGAAGCUCAGAGAAGCACUUUAGCUUGACAGCAACUCUUUCCAGGAUGCUAAAGGGAGAGACUUGUGUCAAGUCACCCAACAGCCUUCAUAGCUGUGCAGGGAUGUAAACCUUGGGCUUCCCCUAUCCAAACCUAAUAUAUGAGCUAUUGUAUGACACUUACUCUGCAGUAUGUUUACUGUUCUGCAUUCUCUCAAAAGAAAACAUGGAAUCUGUAACAAACAUGUGCCAAAAAGGACACUUGCUUUGUUGCAUGAAAUUAUACAGAUAGUAGCCAAGCUUCUGCUUGAAUCUGGCAGAGCUCUAAAUCUCUGCCAGCAUACUUACGCAAGGCAACACAUGCUUCUCCCUUUGCUGGCGGCUUUUGAUGCCAUGCAAAAAUAGUCAAGGGGCAGCUCUGUUUCCCCAGUCAUUGGUUCAGCUGCACUGGUCUUGAGCACUGAAAAGAGAAGGAAGUGGCUCCUUCACCAAUAUGAUGAUGCUAUCACACUAGGGCUUUAAAGCAGGCAGCCCCACAUUCUAGCUGCCUGCACAAUUCUGGGAAAUGUAAUUUUGAAAGACGAUGACCUCUGUAGCUGAUAAUUCAAAAGGCCCCAUCCUAAACUACAUUCCCAGAAUUCUGUUGGCAGUAGAAAUACAGGACUACCUGCUUUAAAGCUCUGGUGUGAUAAUGUGGUUGGACUGCUGUGCGGUUAUUUUUGUGGACUGAAACUCCCAGAAUUCUAUAACCAUAACCAAACUGGCUGGAGAAAGGGUAUUCUGGGAACUGUAGUCCAAAAAUUGCAGGCCAAAAUCCUAUAUAGCAGAUAUGAAUGCGUAACCUGACUUACAGAUUCUUGAUUGCUUUGCAUUCACCAUCCCUGAAUGCCCCUAAUUUAGGAGAUGCAUCAGGACCAUGAACAUCUUUCAGUCUUCACUUAUUGGGAAAUAGCUUCUACAAUUGAUAGGGAUCUGUCUGUUCACCUAUCAUUCAAGAAGCAGCUGGCUGAUGGUCCACUGUAAAGCAACCAGUGGCACUAGAGGAAAUUGAGACUGGGGUCAUGUUUCUUCCUGUUACCCCAGAGCUCACUUGCAGGAGGGAUCAGGAAUGUUUGUCAGACCCCAUUGUCCACAGUAGCUGCUGACAUGUAAACAGGCAUUUGGGUGGUUGGACUGAAAUUCACAUAUCUCCUAUAGUUAUAUAGCAACAUAAUGUAUAAAGGAUUCCGACUGUAAUUUUUGAGGCCCAGAUUUAUUUUAUUUUAUUUUAAAAAGAGCAACAAUAAAACAAACAGCUAAAUACUGACAUUUGUGCUGGACUGUCGAAUUGUUCCUUUUGGGGUUGGGGAUUGCAAAGGAAGUGACUCAAAGGCUUGACCUGUAAACCAGGAGAUACUUGAUUAACAAUUAGACUCUGUAGUUGGCAUAGUCUCCUAAUUUUGGAAUCUCAUCUGUAUUGUGAAGUUGAUUUACCUUACUGGUUUAUUUUUGGAUUCAGCCAGAUACAAUGGCUGAAAUCCAAAUGUUAAACCCAAGUAUGUGCACCAACUGAACUAAUAGGAAUGUGGUAAAUCAACACAUGUAAUUUCCAUUGAUCCAAUGGGUCUGCUGUAGUUAGGACUAAUAACUGGAUUUAGCCCACUUUAUAAUGAGCAUACUGAAAUGGCGCCCUUUCAUAUUAGUUUUUGCACAAUUUCCCUUAUUGUUUGCUUGAAAGGCCAAAUAGAGUUGCGGCUGUGAGUAAACUGAAUGAGGGUGCAUAGAAGGUCAGGUGCUCUCCCUACAAAAUGGAGAGUCACAGAUCACAGCACCUGUAUAGUUGUGAUAGGUACAGGCUCUUAACUAGAAAUAUGCGAGAAUUAGACAUUUGUGCAGUAUAUAAAUGAUCUUUAGUGGGAUGCAUUUUAGAUCAACAUAUACAGCCUCUAAAUAAUCAUUCUGGAAAAAGCAAAAAGAUAUACCUUUGUUGUAUUCUAGUGUGACGUCUGGCAUAUUUCAAGAGUCUAAGUCUUGUGAUCACUUUGCACAGAGGCUGUGCCAAUAAAACAAUCCUUUGUCCAGUAUGUAAUGCACAAAUGGGACAGAAAUAGACUUGCUGAUCCCAGAGGCUCUUCACUUUUUUCCAAAUUUCUAUUUCUAUGUGGAGGGGAGGUUAGACUAGUGAGGCAUUAAUGCAUUUCCCAUGUAUUUUUCUCAAUUGUAUGAAUCUGACAGAUAAUAUUUGUGACGCGAUGAAUGGUAAGGACUGCCCCUAUUACAAGUUGGCCUUGUUUCAUGAGUGUCACUCUGGAAUUUAGCCAUACAGACUAAUAACCUGUAAAAAAGUGCUUCAAAAUAUAAAAUACAUUUAUGUAUGAUCAUAGCCCUUUGAAAUUACUUUUGUGUAUGGGUGUGCAUGUGUAUUUAUGUAUAUAUAUAUUUAUGUGUAUAUUUGUUUUAUAGUUUGUAUUACUUCUCAUUCAUUAAAGCAUAUUCUUUUUGUUACAUUUACAUGUGUAUGGCAACUUUUCAAAUAUGAAUAAAAACGUAGUCCAGGUUU
Anolis carolinensis (green anole) is the source of this 13231-nucleotide messenger RNA. It is a transcript of the gene cntn2, whose product is annotated as contactin 2. Lineage: Eukaryota; Metazoa; Chordata; Lepidosauria; Squamata; Anolidae. Gene Ontology annotation, molecular function: cell-cell adhesion mediator activity. Gene Ontology annotation, cellular component: plasma membrane; axon. Bases 430 to 3540 code for a protein of 1036 amino acids. Gene Ontology annotation, biological process: axon guidance; brain development; cell-cell adhesion. The record is from RefSeq and is a predicted model, not a curated record. The transcript has 25 exons.